Verticillium nonalfalfae is the source of this 4437-nucleotide messenger RNA. RefSeq lists its product as uncharacterized. The record is from RefSeq and is a predicted model, not a curated record. The coding region runs from base 1 to 4437 and encodes 1478 amino acids. NCBI's taxonomy places the organism in Eukaryota, Fungi, Ascomycota, Sordariomycetes, Glomerellales, Plectosphaerellaceae. The transcript is spliced from 3 exons. Gene Ontology annotation, molecular function: protein binding.
AUGCCCUCGUUCGAUCACAUUGACGCUCCGAAGAAGGGCAAGCCGAUCAAGUCAGCCUUCGAUAGCGAGAGCUUCGAUUCCGAUGGCACCAUACACGUCGAGGGGCUUGUAGGCUCUGCGACCAUCUCCCCCUCUGGCCGAGAUGUCGCACUGGCCUCACCCGAAGGUUUGGCCAUCAUUGAUCUGGAUUCACCCUACAAUCCUCCUCGUCGCCUCAGCAGUCAUGGGUUGCCGUGGCUGGUCACUGACGUCCAGUGGUCACCGUUUGCGGCUCGCGACUACUGGGUUGUCUCCACGGCGAACCAUCGUGCAUUGGUGUGGAAUCUGAACCUCAGGGACGACUCGAGCUCCGGUGCGAUCGAGCAUUCGCUCCAGGGCCACAGCCGCGCCAUCACCGAUAUCAACUUCUCUGCGUAUCAUCCGGAUCUGCUGGCCACAUGCGCCGUCGACGGCUAUGUACACUGCUGGGAUCUACGUCGCCCGAGACAGCCAGUCUUGACCUUCUGUGACUGGUUUGCCGGCGCCACCCAGGUCAAGUACAACCGACAGAACCCGCACAUCCUUGCCUCAUCCCACGACCGCUGGCUGCACAUCUGGGACGAGCGCAAAUCCUACGUGCCUUUAAAGUCGAUCAGCGCCCAUACCUCUAAGAUCUACGGCCUCGACUGGAACCGCACGAGAUCAACCAGUCUCGUGACCUGCUCACUAGAUAAGAGCAUCAAAUUUUGGGACUACGCCAAUGACGAUGACAACCCCGAACGGGUCAUUCGAACCGAGUUUCCCGUGUGGAGGGCCCGUCAUGUGCCCUUUGGCGAGGGCGUGCUCGCCAUGCCGCAGAACGAUCCGGGCGACCUUUAUCUAUACAAAGCGCACCAGAACCCCAGUGCGCCAACGGACGCAGCCACGGAACCGGUCGCUGUCUUCCCUGGACACGGGAGUCACAAGGCAAAGGAGUUUUUGUGGCGUACCAGAGGAGGAAUCAGCGAGCAGGGAAUCGACAAUAGGGACUUUCAGCUUGUCUCAUGGGGAGAGGAUAAUGAGUUGCGACUACAACGGAUGGAUGCGGCAACUCUCGAGUCGGUUGGCUACAGAAAGGGAAUGCCAGCCAAGAAGAACCUGACGCUGACACGCAAGGGCGCCACGUACAAGACUUUCCGGACAGUAGAGGACAUCGUGAACCGCGACCGCCGAAGUGCUACGAUGAGCGACCCCCGUCCAGGAAGUGGUGGGACACAGUAUCGGCAAAGCGCCUUGACAAUAAGCAUGCGGACAUCUUCCUCGGUGCACAGCAAACUAGGAUGGAAAGGCCCGUCGAUGAAGGCCAAGAGCAUACAUCGAAAGAUGGAUCGAAGCCAGGCCCACAUCGGCUGGAUGAAGGGAAUCACCAUGACGAAGAAGAAACAUUCAUCCAACACGCCACGCGGUCCUGACGCGAGACCUCCGAACGUCUUCAGCCCUGGAUAUCCCGACGAUGAUAAAUGGGGCGAGCCGGAGACGAUACAAGAUGAGUUUCUUCGCGUCAGCACCCAGCUACCAAAGGUCAAAUGGGACCACAUUGACUGGGACGCCCUCACCCUCAAUGCAUCCCUCAAUGGGCCCUGGGGAAGAGAUGGGGAGACCAUCUUCCUCAAGGUCAAGGUUGACAUACCGACCAACUAUCCGAAGACGAGGGCGCCAAAGUUCUUUGUGGAGAAGACAAGCUUCAUGCCUGCCGAGACGCACAGGAGAAUCGAACACGAAGUCCACCAGCUGGCACACCAGUUUCUGGACCGCAAGCAAAACUGUCUCGACGUGGCUUUCAGCUACCUCCUUGGAGAGGUCGAUCUAGAGACCAGCACGACGUUUUUCAAGAACGUCAAGGACCUCGACGACCCCAUGGAUGGGCUCGCCGACGACAGCUCAAGUGAGGACAGCGAUAACGACAUACCGGCGGGCGGCUCGGCGUCCAUGUCCCAGGACCUGACCGCCAGUACGGAGAUCGACAAUACCCUGGCACCAAACAACCGACCAGUGAUCCCGCCUCUGCCCAGAUUCUGUGGUGCCCGUUUCGCGAGCGAUGGAAGGCUGGUGUGCUUCUUCCCUACGAAAGAAGAAAAGGCAAAAGCCUUGAUGUUCAUACCACCCGAGUCAAUGAAGGAGCGUCCGAAAGGCGAGCCUGUCUUUGCCUCAUUUGGUCGCCUGGGGCACGACUCGCCACCCCGGCGUUAUGGCAACGACGAGGCCUCUGCGACGGAGGAGCAGUCCGAUUCGGACGAGUCUGAAAGCUCGUCUUCUUCGAGCGGCUCAGAAUCAACGUCCAUGCACAAAAUGAAUCUGUGGUACCAACCGCGACAGCGGUUCAGGAGGACUUGGAGCGAGAAUCGUUCGGUGCGCUCCAGCGGCGGAGGUACCGGCGUGGGCACCGGAACCGGCACUGGGUCGCUAAGGAGAAGACCCGGGGGCAAACCUCGGAACAUAAUUACUCUCCAUGAUCUUUCAGAAAUCCUGCCCGCUAAGAGAACUCUCGCACGAGAGUAUGCAAUCUUUGGCGACGGAGCCGAAGUGUGCGAGCAGAAUGCCAAGGUGGCCGAGAAGUACGGCCACGUCGAUCUCAUGAGUGUAUGGCGCUACCUUGGUCUCUUGCUGCGGAGAGAUAUUCCGCUCGAGCCUCUCGACCACGAUCAGCGCGACGAUUCCAUCCUCGUCAUUGCGCGAACCACAGUCGCACGACAUCGCGGUGACGCUUCGCCAGGCGGCACGGGUCAACCUACCACGAACCUCAGCGGCCGGGUUAAAUGGGGUAAUCACCCCUUGGCGAAAGACUUCAUCAACAAGCUCCUCGACUUUUACGAAAGGACGGCCGAUAUCCAAAUGCUGGCCAUGCUGUCGUGCAUAUUCAGCGAGUCGUCCGCUGAAGACCCGGUGGCGUACGCUGAAUCUCGCCUGACGCAACCUGAGACUCCACUGCCCAUGAAGGCACCAUCCUUUUCAUUGGACUACUUCCCGACAGAUGCCUCUCUAUGGGCAUUGAACGGGCGAAGCCACAGCAACUCGGCGAUCACCACGCCAAGGACCAUCCACACACCUAUUCAUUACUCGGGCUCUCAGGGUUCGGAGGACAUCCUCUGGGCCGGCGAUCCGGGCUCGAAUUCGUACUCUUGUGGGGAGACUCCGCCAACCAAGGGUCGAGAGCAACACCUCGACCCGGAUCAGCCGCGAAGCCAAAACCAGAGCCAGGCGCCGAGCCUCUCGACUUCCCCCAGUGGUCGCAUGGUGUCCAGGGUGAACUCUGGACUGACUUCCAGCUUCGCCAUCAACUUUCCCCGCACAUUCGCGGUCGGCAUGACGGUGGCCUCUUCACCGCCACACCAGAACAAAAAGCGACCAAGUCCUGCCGAGACGAUAUUAAGCACGCUCGCGCCCAAUAACGCGAUUGCCAAUGUCACAUGGGGCGGCUCGACCGUUCUGGGAGAUACGGGCACUGCGCGAACGUCGGUAUCGGACGACGAGGGCUUCAGGGAAGAGUCGACAUCGCUAGUGCCGAUAGGGGUGACGGUCCACAUGGAAGACCAGACAAUUUUCGACGACGAUGGUUGGAUGUCGACGCCACUACUGACACCAGGUCGCAGCGACAUGUACGCCGUGUAUCGAUAUGCCUACGCUGAGAUCCUCCAAAUGUGGAACCAACCGCUCGCGAGGCUCGAGAUUAUGAAGUUCAACACGCUCAAGGAGGACUUUGACUCCAGAGCAGAUCGCACCAGCCUACACGAUUCCUUCAGCGUCCAUGAUAACACGACGCUUACUUCGCACCACGGCGUGCCUAAUCACCAGCUGCAUGGGCCUUCCCCCAUUCUUCUUGGGCGCAAGGAUCAGCUUCAAUCUCUGAUUGCGUCAGAUCGCGGCCUCGACGUCACAGGCAUCUGUCGGAUCCACGAGAUGCAACUCGAGUCGCUCAAGUAUACGACGGCGUUUGCGACACGGCUGGGCGGGGCGGUCGGCGUGUGCGACAGAUGUCACCGCACGCAGGCGCAGCUUCUUUGCGUUUUCUGCCACGAGCCGGUCGACGCGCUAUUUUUGCCGUGCCUCGGCUGUGGAUGCGCAAGCCACGAGUCGUGCCUCGCCGAGUGGCACGCGCAGGGCGAGCAGCUGUGCCCAGCGGGCGACGAGUGCAACUGCGUCGAGGAGGCGGCGAACGGCCAGGUCGAGUCGUGGGCAGCCAUCAUGGCGGCGGUGCGCAAGGGAGGUCACCAGCGGGCGCCGUCUUUGGAGGCCACAUCGGCAUCGUCGAUGUUGCCGGCGUCCGCGCUCGAGGUGACGAGGGGGCCGGGCCACCACCUCCAUCACUCGGACAGCGAGAAGGGAUGGGAGAGCGUCGUGUCGAGCGAGGGCAUUCCGAGUCGAAUGCAGGGGUUCGGCGGGAGACUGGUCAAGGGCGUCGAGCAUCAGACGGAGAGAUGA